This is a messenger RNA of Thlaspi arvense, 420 nucleotides long. NCBI's taxonomy places the organism in Eukaryota, Viridiplantae, Streptophyta, Magnoliopsida, Brassicales, Brassicaceae. The record is from the annotation of a GenBank genome assembly.
AUGGCGACAAGUUUCAGCUCUUCGAUCUCCAUGCAAGCUCGUGUCUCGGCUACAACAACUAGAUUCAGUCUCCAGAAACCGGCUUCGAUUUUCAGCAAUGGAAAGACUAAUCUUUCCUUCAGCCUGCAACGUUCAGUGCCUGCUCCUCGCCUCGCAAUAUCUUGUGCAGCUAAGCAAGAGACAGUGGAGAAAGUGUCUGAGAUUGUGAGGAAGCAAUUGUCGCUUUCUGAUGAUCAGAAAGUCACCGCCGGAACCAAAUUUACUGAACUUGGAGCUGAUUCUCUCGACACGGUUGAGAUAGUGAUGGGUUUGGAGGAAGAGUUCGGGAUAACAAUGGCGGAAGAGAGAGCUAAGGAGAUUGCAACAGUGCAGCAAGCUGCUGAACUCAUUGAAGAACUCGUCCAACAGGGGACCGCUUAA